Molecule: messenger RNA, 2860 nt
Organism: Myxocyprinus asiaticus (Chinese sucker)
Lineage: Eukaryota; Metazoa; Chordata; Actinopteri; Cypriniformes; Catostomidae
Gene: chaf1b
Product: chromatin assembly factor 1, subunit B
Exons: 14
Coding region: 292-2142 (616 amino acids)
Biological process (GO): nucleosome assembly; DNA replication-dependent chromatin assembly
Cellular component (GO): CAF-1 complex; nucleus
Molecular function (GO): protein binding
Source: RefSeq, a predicted model, not a curated record
AACGGCUAUUAAGAGAAGGUUAGAAUGGACCUUUAAGCAUGUGUGGCGUUUUUUAUACUGUUUUGGCACCCCUAAACAUUUUCCAUAGACCUGUGUGUGACAGUUCAACGAGUCUCAGCACAAAGCCGAAUUUUUUGUGUGCGAUCUGGCAACCCACCAAACCGGAAGUGCUCAUUCUCAGAAGGCAGCGCGGGAAAAGCGUCUGUUUGGGUGAAAGCGGGAGUGACACGACGGAUCUGUGUUCAACAAUUGUGACAACUGUAGCAACUUAAAUAGUCAAGCAGUGUCAGGAUGAAGGUGGUAACUUGUGAGAUCGCCUGGCAUAAUAAAGAGCCAGUAUACAGUAUGGAUUUCCAGCAGAAUGGUGAGGGAAGGAUACAGCGCCUGGCUACGGCUGGGGUGGACACCACAGUACGGAUGUGGUGUGUAGAUAAAGGUCCUGAUGGGAAGGCUGUUGUUGAGUUUCUGUCUAACUUGGCACGACAUACAAAAGCAGUUAACGUGGUGCGUUUCUCACCCACUGCUGAAGUCCUGGCUUCUGGAGGGGAUGAUGCCGCUAUCUUGCUUUGGAAACUGAAUGACAAUAAAGAGCCUGAACAAGCCCCAACCUUCCAGGAAGAUGAAGAUGCUCAACUCAAUAAAGAGAGUUGGAGUGUAGUGAAGACUCUGAGGGGACACAUUGAGGAUGUGUAUGAUAUCUCAUGGACCAGCGAUGGAAAUUUCAUGGUUUCUGGCUCUGUGGACAACACUGCCAUCAUGUGGGAUGUCAACAAGGGACAAAAGAUGUGCAUAUUUAAUGAUCAUAAGAGUUAUGUGCAGGGAGUGGCAUGGGACCCACUUGGACAGUAUAUUAGCACGCUAAGCUGUGACAGGGUGAUGCGUGUGUACAGUGCUCACAACAGGAAAAAAGCUUACUGUGUGAGUAAGAUGACAUCAACCACUGGUGGAGAUGGAGAGAUGAAGAACUAUAGAAUGUUUCAUGAUGACAGCAUGAGAUCGUUCUUCAGACGUCUCACCUUCACGCCAGAUGGGUCAUUUCUCCUUGCACCAGCUGGGUGUGUUGAGGCUGGAGAGAAUAUCACAAACACCACAUAUGUAUUUUCCAGGAGAAGCUUCAAGAGGCCCAUUGCUCAUCUUCCCUGUCCUUCUAAAGCAACCCUGGCUGUGCGUUGCUGCCCAGUCUUCUAUGAACUCCGGACCAAGAAAGCUGAAGACGGUUCACUAAAGCCGGUGUCAAAUACGUUCAAUUUGCUUUAUCGGCUGGUGUUUGCUGUUGCGUCAGAAGACUCUGUCUUCUUUUAUGACACACAACAGACACUGCCAUUUGGAUAUGUGUCCAACAUCCACUACCACACACUGAGUGAUCUCAGCUGGUCUCGUGAUGGCUCCUUUUUGGCAGUGUCGUCCACAGACGGCUACUGUUCCUUCGUGUCAUUUGAGGAAGGGGAGCUCGGCACUCCGUUAAAGGAGCGACCUCCUCUGGAGAUGGUGACCCCAGCCUCCACCAAUGAGAAGAAGGGCAAGAGACCUUCAGCCAAUGGCAAGACGUCUUCCCCAUUGCCCCGCCAGGCAAACACACCUGCUGCACAGGAAAAGGCGAAAGAGGCAUCUGCUGGCCCUGCAUCUUCAAAGACCCCCAGCGUAUCUGGUCCAGAAGAAAAACGCACACCACAAGGAUUAAAAACCAAACCUCAGCCCAGACGGAUCACACUCAACACCUUGGAGGGCUGGGGCAAGCCCAGCACCCCCAAAUCACCAGCAGCUUCCCCCAGUACAGCCCCUGACACCCCCAAAUCUGCUCCCUCCACACCUGCCUCCAGCAAACUGCCCGUCACACCCAAUACAGCCCCCAGUACUCCUCUUGGGCCCUUCAACUCAAAAAGUACCACCACUCCAAAGGGACCUACUCCUAGACGAAUUUCACUGACUGCAGUUGUAUCCAGAUCCCCCUCUACCUCUCAGGACUUUGUUACUCCAUCUUCCACUGAGAAAGCCAAACAUGAAAGACCAUCUCCCCCCAGUGACCCAGUGUGCAAACCUCCUGAAUCCAAGAGAUCCAAGACUGAAGUUCCCAAUGACUCUACCCAGAGCAAUGAGCACAAAGUGAAUACAGAGCCCAGUGUCAAACCACAGCUAACUUAGAGACUGAACAUGGUUCAUUCUGCCUCCUUAUUAGCACUCACAUCCACAGAUGAAGUACACCAAUUGAACCAGUAACUUAAAACACCUGAUCCCAAGCUGCACAGGUGAAUACAAUGACAUAUGGAGUCAGGCAUGUACUUGCAUUCUGUUUCUGAAAGUUAUGUUUACUUCUAGAUUUUCAGUGUUUAUCUGGAAUAAAAGAGUGUAUGUCCUUUUAAGAAUGGGGAAAAGGUUCUUGAACUAGUUUUUCUUUUCUUUGAAGUACAAACUGUUUAGAUAAAUGGAUUUGAUUGCUUUGUUAAGAGUUGCUUAAACAUUUUGUGAGAUUCUUAAGAAAAAGUUCUAAAUUACUUGCCUGGGUCUGGAUUCUUCUCUGACAUAUAUUUGUCAAGUUAUAACGAGUGAAGUUUAUUACAUUUAUAAUUUUUUUUAACUGCGUUUUCUUGUAGAUCAUGAUAAACUUCACAGCAUAUUGUGAUAGAGAAAUUGCAAAGGCUGUUUUGAUAAUUAACAGUAUUGUCAGGAUUUUAAUGUGCUUUAUCACUUUAACAGAAAUACAUGAAACAUAAUUUAGAUCUGUAUGAGUUUUGCACAUUUCUGGUUGCUGCUGCCCCCAACAUUUAGAUCAGUGGUCUGCAAAUACAGUGGUGUGAAAAAGGGUUUGCCCCCUUCCUGAUUUCUUAUUUUUUUGCAUGUUUGUCACACUUAAAUGUUUCAG